Molecule: messenger RNA, 1020 nt
Organism: Malassezia japonica
Lineage: Eukaryota; Fungi; Basidiomycota; Malasseziomycetes; Malasseziales; Malasseziaceae
Exons: 1
Coding region: 1-1020 (339 amino acids)
Biological process (GO): lipid metabolic process
Molecular function (GO): phosphoric diester hydrolase activity
Source: RefSeq, a predicted model, not a curated record
AUGCUCGUCCCCUUCGCUCCGCUGCUGAUUGGUGCUGCCUAUGCUGCGAAGCUCGCGCCGAGACUGCCUGAAGUGACGCCGGACUAUGCGCCAUUCGGCGGCAAGAACGCGAGCAUUCUGCAGUCGCCUGCGGACUGGAACAGGAACACCUACCCCAUCUUUGUGCAUUCGCACAACGACUACGAGCGCCCGGUUCCCGUGUUCCAGGCGCUGUCGUACGGUGUGCUGAGCAUCGAGUCGGAUGUCUGGCUGAACCCCAAGGACAACAAGCUCUACGUGGGCCACGACGCUUUUUCGCUCACGCGCGAGCGCACCUUUGACGCGCUCACAGUCCAGCCGCUGGUCAAGGCGAUCGACCAGGCCAACGCCGCAAACGCCAAGCACGUCGACAAUGACGCCUCGGCGCUCUUUGCCGACCUCCAGGCGUCGGUCAAGACGGACAAGUCGCCGUGGUGGAACGGCUACUAUUCGCUGGGCGUCGGCAACACGCAGCCCAUCCAGCUCAUGGUCGACAUUAAGAACAACGCCAACCAAUCGUGGCCGCACGUCGUCGAGGCGCUCGAGCCGCUGCGCAAGAAGGGUUACCUGACGCGCUACGAGAACGGCAAGAUUAUUCCGGGGCCAGUGAUUGUCGUCGGCACUGGCGCGACGCCGAUCGACCAGGUCGCACCGAAGCACAAGCGCGACGUGUUUUACGACUGCGAGCUUACCAAGCUCCACCUCGGCGGCCCAAAGAUUCAUGGCGUGCAGUACGAGUGGAACUCGACGCUAUGCCCGAUUGCCUCGACCGACUUUACGCCGGCCGCGCUAAACUAUACCGGAAUUCACGCACCGUCAAAGAAGGUCAAUGCCUCGAUCUCGGGAUUGAUCAAGGAGGCGCACAAGCGUGGCAUCAAGACGCGCUUCUGGGACACGCCGGCGUGGCCUGUCUAUGCGCGUGAUCGCGUGAACAAGCUGCUGCUGGAACUCGACAGCGACUGGAUCAACGCUGAUGACCUCGAGGCUAUUGCGCGUUUCUAG